This is a messenger RNA of Bursaphelenchus xylophilus (pine wood nematode), 1610 nucleotides long. The record is from the annotation of a GenBank genome assembly. NCBI's taxonomy places the organism in Eukaryota, Metazoa, Nematoda, Chromadorea, Rhabditida, Aphelenchoididae.
AUGCCCGCCAAGAAAAAGAGCCCACCAAAGAAGGAGACCACUUUACCCGAUGAAAUCAAUGAUCCCUUCAACGAAGCGAGCAUAGCAGCUGCUGUGCAGCAUGGUGAAUGGACGGUGGGAGAGGUUCUGAAACAAUUGUGCAUCAAUUCCGCGAGAUUUGUAUUGAGGUAGGUGGUUGAUUUUGUUUUGCUUGAUUUUUAGGAUUUUUGGUGGAAAAUGAAGAUGUUUUCUGGUGUAUGACCUCGUGUAAUGUGUGAUGCAUGUUUUCUGAAUCUUCUUUUUCCCAAAAUACGCCGUAUUUUAUUCAAAAUUGAUAAAAUUUGAUUGAACCUGUUUUUUGGACCUAAAAUAAUGUUUUUGUAUUUUUAGCCCGAAAAUUGUCGUUCUGCUUACGGUUUUCCAUCUCCUAGCGAUCUACACCAUAUACUACAAGGACGAGCUUAGUGCACACCGUUUCGGAAAGAUCUACCUGGCUCAGGUCGAUCUUUUCCUUGAAACAGUCAAAGGUUCCGUCUGGCCGGGAAGCGACCAAUACCUCUUCUCUAAGACUUUGGGACCCUAUAUUACCAAAUAUGAGGCCGAUUUCAGGAAAGCAAUGAAAGCUUUGGAGUGAGUUCUUGCGAAAUUUUACGAUUUUUGUGAGAUCUUCGACAUUACACUUCACCGAUUUCAGAGGCUUCUCGCUUGAGAAAGGAACCGCUUUCUUUGUUGCUAAUGCUCAUGAUUUGGGACUGGGAGUGGCCCAUAUGAUGGCUGUAUUAACCUACACAUUCGCGUUUGUCCUUGGAAAAUAUCCAAUUGCACUUUUCUUUGCCUAUGCCUUGAAUAAAUGGGAUGUUGUUACGGUAAGUUAAUACGUUUAUUUUGUGGUUUUUGAUGUUUAGGCACUUGAAGAAUGAAGUCACCUUGUGUCUUAUCAAGGUUUCAAUUGGUCUGAGCGUUUAUUUAUCGAUUUUUGCGAGGUUUUAUAUUAGCCAUCAUGGGUAAUAUAUUUUCUUGCGAAUUUUGAUAAAAAAAUGCUGACCCUAUGGUCGAAAUUGAUUUUUUUUAUGAUGUAAGAUGUCUGAAUGCUCUGUUUCAACGAUGCUUUUCAGAUCUGCAAUACCCAAGCAUGCCUUCUUGUCUAUUUUCUCUUUGCCAUCGCUUUUCCGUUGGGAGUUACCGAGGUAAUCUUCCUUCUCUACGCAGUCAUCGGCCUCCCAGCCAGUGAUAUGAUAGUUCCGACAUUUUUUGUCCAACUCGCCUCUCGGAUGUUCCAAGCUUAUUUGGCUUUUAUUAUCUUCAACUUUCAAUCGGACCUAAAGCUAUUUAUUGCCGAGUGGUGUCAAUAUGAGUACGCCAAGCCGCUGAAACCAUGGUUGUUGGACUUUGUGAGAUACAUGGAGUCGGUUUUUGAGGAUCCCGGAUAUUGGAAAUACUCAAAACCAAAGGAACUGCCAGUCGGAGUGAUCUUCAGUUCAGCUGUUGUGGCCCUUUCAAUUGUGCUCCUAACCCCAAAAAUUUUCAAAAAUCUGGCAAGAGAGAGGAAGAUGACGAAAUAUUAUGAGAAAAUUCAACGAAAAAUCGAGGGAGAUGAUAUUACCCAUGAUGAAGAUGAAUCAAGUGCCUGA